Molecule: messenger RNA, 3854 nt
Organism: Panicum virgatum (switchgrass)
Lineage: Eukaryota; Viridiplantae; Streptophyta; Magnoliopsida; Poales; Poaceae
Exons: 3
Coding region: 3108-3698 (196 amino acids)
Cellular component (GO): intracellular anatomical structure
Source: RefSeq, a predicted model, not a curated record
UUUGGCAUGGUGCGUUACUCCAGUGCUGGUUCCCUUCUGCAUCAGUCAAGAUUUUUCCUUUGCAGUUCCACGCAAACGCAGGGAGGUGCAACAAGGGGGGAUUAGCAGCGGUAGCAAGGUCAGUUGCCGGUGGUAUUCCAUUUUAUUCCAUUGAUCCUUCUUUGAUGCCUGUGCAUUCCUUGAAUGUGAUCCACCGUGACCUUAAGUCUGACAACCUGGAAUUAUCAGUCAAUGCAUGCUCCAAUUUAUUUCUCCUUGGAUUGGAUGGUGCAUACUGAUUUCAGGCUAUGGAAAGUUGGCCUGAUGUCAGGCCUAAACAUGAGCAGUGACGGCUGAAGCUGACGGCAAAGGACACUCUGGACUACAUGGCGCGUGAUAUCCUCGGCCCAUGGUUCGACACUGCCUGCUGCAUCAUGUGCUCGUAGCUUCAGUACAAUUAUGGUAGGAAGUGUGAAGUCAUAUUCAGUGACAUGGUCCUAAGUCUAUUGAUCAUUCCUUAAAUCUAAAUCAAUUUGGUUCUCCUUUCCUAACUACUUCUGCACCUCUCGGUGUCUUCUGGUUAGCCUAUGGUCCAACUCUACCUUAUUUUUCUCCUAUACUGAAUUGCUUCACUUAAUUGUUAACUAAACUUGGAGGCAUUGCAAAAAAAAAAGCUUGAUUUAGAUAGUCCGAUUGUUGAUUUUAUUACAGAUUAUAUUUAUAAUUGUGGAACUGCUCACUUUGUGCUAAUAAGAUGCUGCUAAUGCAUGUUUACCAUAUAUGUAUGGAGGAUAUAUGAUUGAUUAUAUCAUGAUUGCAGGCAACACUUUUGAUCCCUUAACUGGAAUUCUUCAAUGCAGGAGUACAUCUACUGUUAUUUUUUUAUUGUACUAUAUAAGAGAGUUUAAUGACUUUGUCUCGUUUUUUUCUCUUUCAGAAUAUUUGUUGAGUUAUGGACAUUUUUGGUAUAGUAAAAUCAUAUUUUGGAGUGGUGGAGGAUGAAGAAAAAAUUGCUUUGCCUUUUAUCUGGUAUGAGCCAUUUCAUUUUCUUGAUUUUAUUGUCAUGUGUGAACAUUGUAGUAUCUUGAAGAAUGAGUGUCAUUGUGCUGUAGAUGUUGCAGAACAAUGUGCCUGCAGCAGCACCGCAUAGCCUUAGUGCUGCAUCAGUUCUUGGCUAUGCUUGCUUGGUUGUUGAUGUGGAGUAAUUAAUUUAGCUCUAAAUAUCUGAAAUAGAAGAGAUUUAUUAAGGGAGAAACACGAGAAAGAGACUCUAGAUGCAUUGUUAUGGAGUGGUUAAUUUUAUUGCAGAACCUGAAGAAAUUUUAUAAUUCAUCAUUCUGUCACAAAUGCUUUGGUGAGAUACCAUACUAUGAUCAAGUAAGAAAUGAAAGUAAUUACCAUAGUACUAUCUCAGCUAUGAUAUGAUAAUCUGACCCUCAUGAUGUGAGCAGUAUAUCCCCACUAGCCACAUGGUGGGUAAUAUAACAUUGUCGAAUGCUUGGAACACUGAGUAGAAUUAACACUAUAGCUCUCUUCAGUUCUGUUACAACUGUACCUACUAGAUAUGGCUCUGAUCGAUGAUGUUGUGAGGCAAUGAACCUGCAUAUUUCAUUCUGGAACUUUCUCAGCCGGCUAGAUAGCGAGUGGCUUUGGUCUGAGGGUAUAUUAUUGUUAUGUCUGAGGGUAAUUCGAUGUUGUGUUAACUCAUAUUGUAGAGCCUGUAGGUUCCAGUUUCCACUUUUCUGCCAUUUUGCUGCAGGGAGGCCGGAACGAUGGUCUGCCUGCAAUUGCAAUUUCAUUGAAUUGGUGAGCAUGCCUCAAACUGGGUGAGGCUAAGGCUUUGGGUGCAAUGGGCUGCUGGGUAUAAUUAAGGAGCGGCUGAGCAGAGAAGAUCGAGGCGUGGGAGAUGACUGACUGCCAGGCUUGGCAAAUCUAUGGUCUGAGAGAACAUUUCAAAUAUUUUCAUUACAAAACAACAGCUAGUUGUGCCCCGAGAAUGUAUCAGAAUUAUUCAUGUGGUCAAGAUGACGAGCUUAAUUAGCAGCAGCAUUUAGCUAAGCAGUACUGCUGGAACUAAUACUAUAAUUGUACCAUUGGGUAUAGCCGUGGAAAAAUCUGGGGCUAGGCAUCCGAAUUGCCCAAUAGAGAAUCCCUUCCGAUCAGCUGAGUGAUUUUGUUUUUUUAAUCUGAUUAAGUGUAUGCAUCUGUCGCUCUAUGUCGUUAGAGUUACAAACAUUUUAUACUAUGAAUAUUGAUGCUUAUAUAAUAAAUUUAUUUUACCCGUAGCACGCGCGGGUAUAGAAGAUGAUGGCAAAUUAAGUCUCUUUUGCUAUGGUUCAGCGGUGAAAGUCCAUUUGAAAGAGAGUUGGGUGAAGUUGUAUAUCAUGGUGUAUCGCUUAAUUUAUUAAAAAAAUACUACCUCGAUUAACUAUCUUCGGGUGCUACAUUCAUGUCUUUUAUAUUAUUAAAAUUUAUGCUUGUGGUUCUCAAUUUGCUUCAAAAUAAUAUGUAUGUUGUUAGGAUCCAUACCAUGUUAUAUAUGUUCUGUGGAUAUACUAAAUCUUUUUAUAACCUGUAGCAACGCACGGGCAUGAAUUGUUUGUAGGAUGCUCGCACCAUGCGUCAGAACAUCAUCAAUCUGUUGACAUUGGACUUGAAUUCUUAUAAAAAAUUACUUCCCGCGGACAUAAAAUAUUAUCUUAGCCGCAUCGAAGGAAGAGUUAUAAAAUAGAAUAUAGUGUACACUUGUUUGAAUAUUCAGUUGGCUUUGGUGACAAUGGUGAAUAUUUGUUGGCAUAUUUGUAUCUUUUUAUAAUUGAAUUUUUAGCUCAGACUAUUGGUAUCCAGUUGGAUGUUUGAUUUGCAUCAUGAUUUGUUCUUGUAUACUCUUUUUCCGCAUUAAGAAAAUCGACUCUUGUAGCAACGCAUGGGCAUUCAACUAGUGUAAGUUAAAUUUCUUUCUACUGGUAUAAUUGUAUAUAUUACUGUAAAGAUGAUAAUUUGAUGAGUGUCAUUUAUAAUAAUGGUAAAAAUGUAAAAUCCCCUGUGGAUUGUUCAUCAGUUGACUGUUAAAAAAGACACCUGGGCUGAACGAAUAAGGCCAAGGCGAGCCACCAACCAGAUAAUCCAUGGCGCUCUCGAGCGCGGAGGAGAGGAAGACGGUGGCGGAGAUCGUUGCCGCGCUGGAUCUGCAGUGCCACCCCGACGGAGGCUUCUACCUGGAGACCUUUCGCGACCCCUCCAUCGUUCUCCCCACCUCCGAGCUCCCGCCCCGCUAUAAGGUGGACCGAGCUGUGAGCAGCGCCAUCUAUUUCCUACUGCCUGCUGGGGAGAUUGCUCGGUUGCACCGCAUCCCUUGUGCUGAAACCUGGCACUACUACCCAGGAGAACCUCUCACGGUAUUUGAGGUGCAUGAUGAUGGACAAAUCAAGAUAACAGUGGUUGGUCCUUAUCUACGACAAGGCCAGAGACCACAGUACACGGUUCCUCCAAAUGUAUGGUUCGGGGCCUUCCUGACCUGCGACAUUGAGUCAUUUACUGAAGAUGGAAGUGUCUUUGUCAAGGCUCCUGGAAGAGACCCUGCGGUGCAUUAUUCCUUUGCUGGCGUAACCUGCGCUCCAGCGUUCCAGUUUGAGGACAAUGAACUGGCUACACGUGAGGACAUGAAAGCUUUGGCUCCAAAGGCUGAAUCUUUCAUCAAUUACCUUGUACCAUCUUAAACUGCCUUGUCAGUGUAAGUGGCUUGUUCUUAAUGAGGAACUUUUCAUGUACCAACUUGUCCUAGUAGCUUCUGAAAUUCACUGUAUGAUAUCAAAACGACUUAUGGCUCAGCGGAAUCAGUUCCGUAUGAAUUAUGGAAGUUGAUGUUGCUGCUA